GCAGCCGAAUCUCUCUAACUCUUUUAUUCCCAACUCGGACUUCUCCUCCUCUUCCCUGCAAAAAGACAAGCUGUAACCCCUAACAGAACUUUAUACUAUAAACUUGCAAAACAUUAUAAUCCAGAAAAAUAUUCCCAUUAAUUGAAUGAUUAGAAUAUUAUAGAAGUAUUACAAAAACGUGUCAUCGUCAUAUAUAAAGGGGUGGCCUGCCUUUUGAUCCAAAAAAAGUUGAAGCCCAUAACUCCACCUUUCUUUUCACACUCGCAAAAACUUUGAGACCCCCAUGGACGUGGAGUCUGGGACACCACAGCCACCUCUUCCACCGCCGCCGUCGAGCGGCAGACCAUCUCCGUUGACCCGUCUCAAUGAUUACGUGGCAGAAAGCCGAGUGGGCAAGCGUUUCAAGCUGAAGGAACGUAACACCAACUUCACCACUGAGCUUCGUGCUGGUACCACCACGUUCCUUACCAUGGCGUAUAUCUUAGCCGUUAACGCUUCUAUUCUCUCUGAUUCCGGCGGUACUUGUUCUGUUUCUGACUGUAUUCCGUUAUGUUCCGAUCCCACUGUCCAGCCGAUUAACUGCACUGGUAAUCCUAAUCUCCGACUCAUAACUCCUGAUGCUUCCUGUAAAUUUGAACCCGUUAACCCGGGUUAUUCCGCCUGCCUUGAUAGAACCCGGAAAGAUUUGAUUGUAGCAACUGUGGCUUCUUCUCUCAUGGGGUGUCUAAUUAUGGGAGUAUUUGCGAAUUUGCCGUUAGCGUUAGCUCCUGGAAUGGGCAUUAAUGCUUACUUCGCGUACACGGUUGUUGGGUUUCAUGGUUCUGGAAAUGUUUCCUAUCAAAGCGCAUUAGCCGCAGUUUUCAUCGAAGGAAUUUUAUUUAUACUCAUUUCAGCUAUCGGUUUACGGGCAAAGUUAGCUAAACUGAUUCCUAAACCAGUCCGAAUCUCCUCCGGCGCCGGUAUUGGGCUUUUCCUCGCUUUCAUUGGGCUACAGAACAACCAGGGUAUUGGACUCGUUGGAUACAGCCCAUCAACACUCGUCACACUUGCAGGCUGCCCGCGGUCAUCUCGGGCAGGAGUAGCUCCGGUAAUGGCCGCCGUAAACGGCACCAUGACACUCAUCCCUGGGGGCUCCGUUUCCGGUGAUAUAUUAUGUUUGCAUGAUCGCAUGGAGAGUCCAACGCUUUGGCUCGGUAUAGUUGGAUUUGUCAUAAUAUCUUAUUGUUUGUCUAAAAACAUUAAAGGUGCGAUGAUUUAUGGCAUCAUCUUUGUCACAGCGAUUUCGUGGUUCAGAAACACAAAAGUCACCGCUUUUCCAAAUACUCCGGCGGGUAAUUCCGCGUACGAGUAUUUCAAACAAGUCGUUGAUGUUCACAAAAUUGAGAGCACAGCUGGGGCUUUGAGUUUUAAAGGCAUAGGUAAAGGUCAUUUCUGGGAAGCUUUGAUAACUUUCUUAUAUGUAGAUAUAUUGUCUACUACCGGAACUCUGUAUUCAAUGGCGCACUUCGCCGGUUUCGCCGACGAAAACGGGAAUUUCGAGGGACAAUAUUUUGCCUUCUUAUCGGACGCAUCAUCCAUCGUUAUAGGAUCACUAUUAGGGACGUCACCGGUAACGACGUUUAUCGAAUCGUCAACGGGUAUAAAGGAAGGGGGUAGGACAGGGGUGACGGCGUUAACGGCGGCGGGAUAUUUUUUUCUGGCUUUUUUCUUCACGCCGUUAUUAGCGUCGAUACCGGCGUGGGCCGUUGGGCCGCCGUUAAUAGUAGUGGGAGUGAUGAUGAUGAAGUCUGUGGUAGAAGUGGAGUGGGAUGACAUGAGGCAAGCAAUACCGGCGUUUGUGACGUUGAUUUUGACGCCGUUAACUUAUUCAAUUGCGUAUGGUUUGAUCGGCGGAAUUGGGACUUACGUUGUUUUAAAUUUGGGGGAUUGGUGUGUGGGGUUGUUGAGGAAAAUUGGGAUAAUUAAGGGGUCGAGAAGUAAUAUCGCUGUUUUGGAUAAUAAUGGGGUUAAAGAGAUUAGAAAUAUUUAAUUGUGUAAAGCAUAUUUGAGUUGAUUGAUUAGAGAUGA
Molecule: messenger RNA, 2067 nt
Organism: Nicotiana attenuata
Lineage: Eukaryota; Viridiplantae; Streptophyta; Magnoliopsida; Solanales; Solanaceae
Product: adenine/guanine permease AZG1
Exons: 1
Coding region: 284-2029 (581 amino acids)
Biological process (GO): transmembrane transport
Cellular component (GO): plasma membrane
Molecular function (GO): purine nucleobase transmembrane transporter activity
Source: RefSeq, a predicted model, not a curated record